CCACGGUUGGAAUUGUCGGCGGCCGUGCUUGCAACGAAGCUGUAUGAGGAUGUGACCGAGAGGGCUCAGUUAGUUUUCGAAAAGGUAUGGUUCUGGACAGAUUCUACCACGGUCUUAUAUUACAUAAAUGAUGAAUCUAAAAGGUUUAGCACCUUCGUCGCCAACCGACUGACAAUCAUCCAUGAAUUGUCCACACCCAGCCAAUGGAAACACGUCAAAUCCGGUUGCAAUCCUGCUGAUCCGCUAUCGAGAGGUACUACAUCUCUAGCCUCCUUAAAGAACUGGUUCCUCGGGCCAGAUUUUCUGCUGAGCGAGAACGAUGAUUGGCCCGAAUUCUGCCUUAGUUGCGAGCCGGAAGAUGCAGAACUGAAGCAUUCUACUGUUCAGGUCUACGCAACCUCAAAGGAAACACCAUUGUCUACUCUAAUCCAAGGGUAUUCAGACUGGGUUAAGUUGUUAAGGACUGUUGUGUGGCUGUCUCGAUUCAAGCAGUACCUGAAUGCUCGUAGGUGUGGAACCAGUGGAGUGCUGCAACAUGCUCGGUUAAUUACUCUAAAGGAACUUCACAGGGCCGAGUACGACGUCAUUCGAAUCGCGCAGCUCGAAUUUUAUCGAGCGGAACUAACACGACUCGAAAAGAUAGCUGGGGACUCGGCGUCUCCUAAGGGGGAAAUACUGCGAGGUCCUCUGGCGCGACUACACCCAAUAAUGCGUGAUGGCUUGCUUUGUCUAGGUGGUAGGUUGGCCUACUCGGAGUACGAUGCUUCCUUUAAGUUUCCAAUUAUACUACCUCCCAAGCACACUGUCACCGAUUUGUUGAUCCGCUUUUAUCACUUGCUGGAAGGUCACGCAGGUGUUUCUCAAGUUCUGGCGAGUCUACGCCGUAAAUAUUGGAUAGUUCGUGGAAUGGCGGCAGUAAAGCGGUUAAUAGGAACUUGUUGGACAUGCAAAAAAGACUCGCCACUGCCGGUCAACAGCUAAUGGCACCGUUGCCGCUAGCCCGUGUGGAACGGGGAUGGCACCCCUUCAAGUUUGUCGGCGUGGAUUAUUUCGGACCAUUUAUUGUUAAACACGGGCGGAGACAAGAGAAGCGCUAUGGAUGCCUAUUUACAUGUAUGCAAGCACGAGCCGUACACAUCGAACUCUCACCUACAUUGAGUACUGACUCUUUUAUCAUGGCCCUGAAACGAUUUGUUGCCCGCAGAGGGACCCCGGCCGAAAUAUUCAGUGAUAAUGGGGGCAAUUUUGUGGGUGCUGCUACUGAGUUGCGUACUGCCAUGAAGAGCUGGUCACAAGCAAAGAUCAAUGAUAAGCUACUGAGUAUAGGAGUGCAGUGGCACUACAACCCACCGAUGGCCAGUCACAGAGGUGGUAUUUGGGAACGCAUCAUUAGGUCUGUUAGGCGGAUCCUGUUAUCUGUCGCAGGGCAGCAGACGUUGGAUGACGAGACACUGAACACUCUCCUUAUUGAAGCGGAGCGCAUCGUCAACAGUAGACCACUUGUACCGCUAACUUCGGACCCCAACGACCGCGAGGCACUUACACCUAACGAUUUGCUGAUAUUGCGAUCCAACGCAACGCAUAUAUUAACGGCCCUGCCUGAAGAAUAUAACCGCUGUUGGCGACAGGUGAAUUACCUAACUGCGUUGUUCUGGAAAAGAUGGGUCAGAGAGUAUUUGCCGUUGUUGCAAUCGAGACAAAAGUGGUUACACAGCAGUCGAAAUUUUAGACCAGGUGACGUGGUUUUGGUCUCUUCUGAAGCGAGCUCGCGUGGAACAUGGCCAUUGGGAGUUAUUGAGAGCUGCACUGAUUCUGGAGAUGGGCUCGUCAGGACGGCUGUUGUCAGAACAAAGGAAGGGUUGUACAAAAGAGACGUGCGUAAGCUCUGUUUGUUAGAAGGAAGUGACACGGGUGGGAAUGUAGUUCCGGCUGUUGGCUCUCCGCAGGUGGGAGGCGGGUCUUCGGAUCUGCUGCUCCAGGGAGGACCACUGUGAGUCCAACAGCCGAAGUGGGAGGGAUCAGGCGUACCGUUGUAAGUCCUGUGACCUCCCAUAGCGGAUGGAGUUGGCGUAGGGCGAUCCAGAACAGAACGUGUCGUCCUCAACCACUGGAAAAUCCGGGACAGAUUUUCGCGGGGAGUGUAAC
This is a messenger RNA of Dicrocoelium dendriticum, 2145 nucleotides long. The record is from the annotation of a GenBank genome assembly. Lineage: Eukaryota; Metazoa; Platyhelminthes; Trematoda; Plagiorchiida; Dicrocoeliidae.